CGACAUCAUAAAAGGUAGUCACACACAUAACAAAAACAAUCCCAUGUUCAUGUUAUUGCUAUGUAGCUGCCACUAGUACUCAUCCUCAUCCUCAACCUCAAGUCUCUAAGUAAUUAGCACCUCAACUCAAAUUAAAACAACAUCAUCGCUAGUUUGCUAGCUGCUAAUUAACACCCAUUAAUUCUUGUUGGUCAAUACUAAACAGUACUAAACAUGGGUGUCUGCUUUGCUUCGCUCGCUCGCCACCAAACACCCUCUAAAUCCAUUCCCUACGCAGCAGGUUCAGGGCGUGAGUCCUUGGGGAGCAAGGAUGAGAAUAUGGGGAUUACUGAAAGCACUAGUAGUGUUAAUGGAGGAAGCUGUAGUAGUCAUAGCAGCAAGAACAUUGUGUUUCCUAGCGUGGAAGUGCGGAACCUGAAGGAGUUCAGUUUUGCGAAUCUGAAAGCAGCCACCAAGAGUUUCAAAUCGGAUGCAUUGCUUGGAGAAGGAGGUUUCGGAAAAGUAUACAAAGGAUGGUUGGAUGAGAAGACACUGGCACCGACCAAAGCUGGUUCUGGAAUCAUGGUUGCUAUUAAGAAAUUGAAUCCCGAAAGUAUGCAGGGCCUUCGAGAGUGGCAGUCAGAAAUCGACUUUCUAGGAAUGAUUUCGCACCCAAACCUGGUCAAGCUUUUGGGUUACUGUUGUGACGAUGUCGAAUUUCUUCUUGUGUACGAAUUCAUGCCAAAGGGAAGCUUGGAGAAUCAUCUAUUUUGGAGAAAUACAAACACAGAACCGCUCUCUUGGGACACUCGAAUCAAAAUAGCUAUUGGUGCUGCUCGGGGCUUGGCUUACUUGCACACCUCAGAAAAGCAAAUCAUAUACAGAGAUUUCAAAGCCUCCAACAUACUACUUGAUGAGGAUUACAACGCAAAAAUUUCAGAUUUUGGCUUGGCGAAAUUAGGGCCUUCGGGUGGAGAUUCACACGUGAGUACGAGGAUCAUGGGAACAUAUGGCUAUGCUGCUCCAGAAUACGUUGCAACAGGACACCUUUACGUGAAGAGUGAUGUUUAUGGUUUUGGUGUGGUGCUGCUUGAAAUGCUGACAGGGAUGAGGGCAAUUGAUAGAAACCGCCCCAUAGAGCAGCAGAAUCUAGUUGAAUGGGCCAAGCCUUCUCUCUCUGAUAAAAGCAAGUUUAAAAGCAUUAUGGAUGAAAGGAUAGAGGGUCAGUAUUCAACCAAGGCAGCAUUGAAAGCAACACAGCUUACUCUAAAAUGCCUUGAACGUGACCUUAAAAAACGUCCUCAUAUGAAAGAUGUUCUCGAGACAUUGGAAUGCAUAAAAGCUAUCAAGGUUACGAGGAAGGAAGGCAAAAAACGUUGUUCUAAGUUUGCAACUACCAACAAUGUACAAUAGCCAAAUUUAUCAUCCUUAUGUUCAGCACCUAAUGCUUGGUAAAUUACUUUGCAUUAUUGUAACACGAGGCACCAGAUAAUAUAUCAUUUUUUUUCAAAGUUAUUUUGUUAGUUGCAGGGGAAAUUUUGAUACAGCUCUGUAAUUCUUUUUUCCUACUUUGGUUGAAUAUAGUCACAUUAUUGGGGGGGUUGUGCAAGGGUAAUGAGGUUAGAUGCUUGUACACAAAGUUAUCCAAACUCCUCCCGACCAUAUAUUUAGGGAAAGUUUGGUAAGAUCAUUAUAUUGUUAUUCUCCAAUUUUUUUUUACAAUGAAUAAAGUUAGCAUGUAAAAUAUUAUGCAAAC
This is a messenger RNA of Glycine soja, 1735 nucleotides long. RefSeq names its product probable serine/threonine-protein kinase PIX13. The record is from RefSeq and is a predicted model, not a curated record. Gene Ontology annotation, molecular function: ATP binding; protein kinase activity. Gene Ontology annotation, biological process: protein phosphorylation. Bases 214 to 1392 code for a protein of 392 amino acids. Lineage: Eukaryota; Viridiplantae; Streptophyta; Magnoliopsida; Fabales; Fabaceae. The transcript is spliced from 6 exons.